Drosophila innubila is the source of this 1142-nucleotide messenger RNA. RefSeq lists its product as uncharacterized. The transcript is spliced from 4 exons. NCBI's taxonomy places the organism in Eukaryota, Metazoa, Arthropoda, Insecta, Diptera, Drosophilidae. The coding region runs from base 1 to 1113 and encodes 370 amino acids. The record is from RefSeq and is a predicted model, not a curated record.
AUGAGUAGGGUACGGGUUCAAGCACCAACUAGCUCCAACAACAGUGCCACAUCGUCGGAAAACAGUGAGGCGCAAAGCGUAGAGGAAAAUCCAACAGUUUUGCCAGAGGCCAAUCGAAGUGCUGCACUAAUUAGGGCAAAAACUAGUUGGAAACGCAUGAAAGAUCUGGCUGCAGAGAAGGAAAAGGAGAAUGAGGCCAAGCGACCUCCUUGGCGUGCUGUUAGUGUGUCGACUCUUGCAAAACCAGACAAGAAUGCAAUGCUGCGCGCCAAAUUACUGGAUGCGUCCAGACGUUUGAGAGCUGGCAAGGUCAAUGUGGCAGCUCAAACUGAUUUUAUUCCCACCAAAUUGAUGAAAGAAGCCUGCAUAGGUCCGCAAUACGAUUUAAUUUUAUUCAAAGAUGCUGGAAUUUUGACGGACGGCCAAUACUCCAUUAAAAAGGAUGAGCAUCAGCAAUAUAUAUUAACCUAUUCAAUGUCGCAAAUGACGGACUCUAUCGGCACAAAUGAUGUCGCUACACAAACCCUUUUACCCAAAGCUACUAAGGAUGAUAUAACAAACACAUAUUUAUUCGACUUUAAUCAUUAUGACAACGGUGAAAAAUACGACGUCGAAAAGAAAGUAAAAGAUCAAAUUAAGAAAAUUCGCUAUUUAGAUUUUAAUGAGGAGAACAACGCAAUAGUUGAAUCCACAGCGGAGUUGCAGAGUGUAAAGUUGAAACCGACUUUAGCAUCGUGGCACUUUGAAGAUGACGUCAUCGAAAUGGAGGCCAAACAACAUUUCAUACCCUAUACCAUUGAACCCUUCAAACCGUGGAGCAGCUUUAUCCCCUUUCCGUUUCGCCUGAGUGGUAAUAAACUUAUAGGCAGGCAAAAUAUCGAUUGGUAUGCCCUGCUGCAAUCCAUCGAUGAUUUAAUACGAGAGUCAAAUCAAUUGGUCGACAAGCUGGAAGUAAUAAUGCAAGAUAGAAACGGACAGCGUCAAAAAGGAUUUAAACGUUUGGAUGAUAUCAAAAAGUUUGAACCCACAACUUUUAUAUUCCCUUCAGAGCACUGGCUACCAAUUAUUGAGAAACAGGAGAUGGAACUACAAACACUGAUGGAUUCAAAAUAAAAAAAAGAACGUUUAAAUUUACACCAGAC